AUGGAAACUCUAUUAGACAGUGAAACUUUAAAAAAAUUUGAAGAAGAAACAAAUGAAUACAUUCGCAAAAAAAAAGUUAAAAAAUUAUUUGAUAUUAUUUUAAAAAAUGUUUUAAUAAACAAACCAGAAAACAUAUAUUUUUAUAUAUAUAGUAAUAUUUAUUCUUUUCUAUUAAAUAAAAUUUUCAUAAUUGGCCCUCCCUUGCUAAAAAUUACAUCAGUACUUUCAUCUUCAAUUUCUAAAACUUUUGAUUAUUAUCAUAUUUCUAUUUCUGAACUGAUUAAAUCUCAUAUUUCAUAUGACAUAAAUAAUAUUGAAGAAAAUUCAAUAAAUAAAAAAUUAAUAAAUGAUGAUUUAGUUUCUUCUAUUAUUAAAACCACAUUAAGUAAUUUGGAUGCAAAAAAAAAAAGAGGAUAUGUUGUUGAAGGAUUUCCAAGUACUAAUAUACAAGCAAAUAACUGUCUACAAUAUUUGCCAUCACAUGUUAUUGUUUUAUUUGCUGACGAAGAAUACAUAUACGAAAAAUAUGAAGAAGAAAACGACACAAAAAUUUUUUCGAAUAUACAUAAUAAUAUCGAAGAAAAUGUUGAACUAUUUGAGGUAAAAGAAGUUGACCCAUCUCCAUUAAAAGAUAAAGUAAAAGUAUAUUUAAGGAAUGUCUCAGGAGUAUUAGAAGUAUUAGAAAAUAACAAGGAAGUUAUAAAUUUAAGAGAUUAUAAUGAAAGAGAUUUAAUUGAUUAUGUUACGAAUUUAGUAACUCAAAAUAAAGACGAAUGGAAUUCUGUUCUUGAAGACAACUCAUUGGAUGUAAGCGAAGAAAUUUGA
Plasmodium gallinaceum is the source of this 825-nucleotide messenger RNA. It is a transcript of the gene AKLP2, whose product is annotated as adenylate kinase-like protein 2, putative. Gene Ontology annotation, molecular function: AMP kinase activity; ATP binding. Gene Ontology annotation, cellular component: cytoplasm. The record is from RefSeq and is a predicted model, not a curated record. The coding region runs from base 1 to 825 and encodes 274 amino acids. Lineage: Eukaryota; Apicomplexa; Aconoidasida; Haemosporida; Plasmodiidae. Gene Ontology annotation, biological process: nucleobase-containing compound metabolic process. The transcript is spliced from 4 exons.